GCAUACAACUUCCUUUCCUACUUCUAGACCUUCACCCUCACAUUCGCAUACUAUAGCUUUUUGUUUCUCCAGCCACUUCUCAAUAUUUUCACGAUGGCAUCCGACGAAUCUAUACCAACUCUCAAAAUUCUCUUGAUAGGACCAUCGGGAGCUGGUAAAUCUGCAUUGCUCAUACGAUAUUGUGAUGAUCAAUUUGAUUCAGAAAGUAGUACUGCUACCAUUGGAGUCGAUUUUAAGUUGAAAACUCUCUCUGUCCACGGCUCUCCUUACCGGCUUAAUCUGCUCGAUACAGCAGGUCAAGAACGUUUUCGCACGCUCUCGAAUUCUUACUAUCGCGGUGCGCAUGCGGUAUUGUUGGUCUAUGAUGUUACGAAUCGCGAGUCGUUCAAUAGUCUGGGUAGAUGGAUUGAUGAGGCGGAGAAUAAUGCGGUAGAUGGAUGCGUAUUCUGGAUUGUGGGAACGAAAUGUGAUUUGGGCAGUAAAGAGAAGCGGAUGGUGAGCGAGGAAGAGGGAAGAAGGCUGGCGGAGGAAUGGGGAGAUAGAGGGGUGGCAGGAUGGGGAGAGUGUAGUAGUAAGACUAGGGAGGGUGUGAAGGGGGUUUUUGAGGGGGUGGUGAGAGAGGUCGUCAAGAGACCGCAGUUGUUAAAGGGAGGGCAGAGGAAGUCGGGUGGUGUCACGAUCGGAGGAACCAACGACAACUCUACAUCAGGAUGCGCUUGCUAGACAUGAUCUUGCAACAAGUUGGAUCAAGUGGUACUGACAUACAUUAUAAGAUAUUGGGCACACGGUACGUGGAUCGGUGGAUACGAAGCAUUUGUAUACGGAGGCGUUA
Messenger RNA from Botrytis cinerea B05.10, 832 nucleotides. RefSeq names its product Bcypt7 (gene Bcypt7). Bases 94 to 723 code for a protein of 209 amino acids. Lineage: Eukaryota; Fungi; Ascomycota; Leotiomycetes; Helotiales; Sclerotiniaceae. Gene Ontology annotation, molecular function: GTPase activity; GTP binding. The record is from RefSeq and is a predicted model, not a curated record. The transcript is spliced from 4 exons.